AUGGGUGUCAAAGGUUUCGUUGAGGGAGGCUUAGCUUCCAUUGUUGCAGGCUGCUCCACCCACCCGCUUGAUCUCAUCAAGGUCCGCAUGCAGCUCCAGGGUGAGAGCAACAGCGCCGCCGCUCGGGCCCCACAACCCGUCCACAAUCUCCGCCCCGCUUUUGCCUUUAAUUCCCACUCUGCCACUCUGGUGGGCCCACCACCGCCGGCCCAGCCGGCCCGCGCGGGGCCCAUCUCGGUCGGAGUUCGCAUCGUGCGGACGGAAGGCGUCGCCGCCCUAUACUCUGGCGUCUCCGCCACCGUCCUUCGCCAGACUCUCUACUCCACCACCCGCAUGGGCCUCUACGAAGCCCUGAAAGUCCAGUGGGCCGACCCAAACACCGGAAACCUCCCCCUGACCCGAAAAAUCCUCGCCGGGCUCGUCGCCGGCGGAGUCGGCGCCGCCGUCGGCAACCCAGCCGACGUGGCCAUGGUCCGGAUGCAGGCUGGCGGCCGCGACUACAAGAACGUGGUGGACGCGAUCACGAAGAUGGCGAGGAGCGAAGGGAUUGUUAGCCUGUGGCGCGGGUCCAGCCUCACGGUGAACCGCGCGAUGAUCGUGACGGCGUCGCAGCUGGCGUCGUACGAUCAGAUCAAGGAGGCGAUCCUCGACAGGCACUUGAUGAAGGACGGCCUCGGUACGCACGUGACGGCCAGUUUCGCGGCUGGGUUUGUGGCCUCCGUGGCGUCGAACCCCAUCGACGUGAUCAAGACAAGGGUGAUGAACAUGAAGGUGGAACCCGGGCAGGAACCGCCGUAUAGUGGGGCCCUGGAUUGUGCAUUGAAGACUGUGAGGGCUGAGGGGCCCAUGGCCCUCUACAAGGGCUUCAUCCCUACGAUUUCUAGGCAAGGGCCCUUCACUGUGGUGCUGUUUGUGACGCUUGAACAGCUCCGGAAGGUUCUCAAGGAUUUUUGA
This is a messenger RNA of Prunus armeniaca (apricot), 954 nucleotides long. NCBI's taxonomy places the organism in Eukaryota, Viridiplantae, Streptophyta, Magnoliopsida, Rosales, Rosaceae. The record is from the annotation of a GenBank genome assembly.